AUGGUGUUUUUAAAAGUUAUUGCAGUGAUCCAUGCACUUUUCGAUGUGGUCGGCCUUCCUGGUAAUCUGCUGGUGAUCUUGACGAUAUCUUUCGAAAGGAGAUUGCACGUGAUGCGAUACAUUCUCCUUGCCAGUCUCGCUGUGUCCGACUUUCUCAAUCUAAUUCUCGAUAACUCGUUUCGCAUCGCAAGCAUGGCACAAGAAAAAUGGCUGUACGGCCAGACGAUGUGUUAUCUCAAUCCAUGCAUUCAUCGCUACUUUUACAUCAACACGAUUCUUCACCUGGUGGCGGUGUCUUACGAUCGGUACAAGGCAAUCGUCAAAUCGCCUUUAACGUACGAUGGCACGAUUACUAUGCGCAACGCGCUGUUCAUGUCCCUCAUCUGGCUCAUCCCAAUUCCAGUGUCCAUGGGUCCAAUUUUUGGUUACGGCUUGCAGAACGUCUAUAACCCAGAAGUGUUUCGCUGUGAAAAUGGAUGGCUUUCUCAGAGAGAUAAAUCUGAUACAAGGAAUGGGUUCAUCUACUUGUCUUCCUUCAUUGUGCCAUUUCUGGUAAUUUUCUUUCUAAACUGGUCGGUUUACAACACGGCAAAAAUGCAAAUAAACGCCUUGGCACAAGAAGCCCAGCUAGGAGGCUUUGACGAUUCUGCUGAAAACCUUGAAAACAAUCAACAAGAACUUAUAAGAAAAAGAAAAGAAAGAAAGGCGUCCGUUGAUGUCGUCGUUAUUAUUGCUGCGUUUCUGUUCUGCUUCUUUCCACUGUGGGUUGUUAAUUUACUCCGUAAGUAUGCGACAAGCAUUCACCUUCCACCCUAUCUGAUCCUUGGUGCAAAGUGUAUCUAUGUGGUCAGUUCGGUGUGCAACACGAUUAUCUAUUCUAUUCGGAAGAGGGAAUUUCGCGCUGCGGUUAAGCAAAUUUUUAGUCGGCUAGGGCUCAUUGGAAGCUCACAAAACGACAAUGAUGUCUUGGCGAUUGACAUAAACAAUUUGAGGAACAGGGACACUAACAGCAAAAGUCCUCCAGCAUGUACAUCUCCGCGAUCAGCGACCUGCUCGUUGGGACUCGUCAUAAAAAGUCAGGACAAAAGUCGGGGCGAGGACAAUAGAGAAACAGAAGUUAACUUUCAACGAGCUCUUAAUACGAUCCCAGAGAUUGAUGGAUACUAA
Molecule: messenger RNA, 1167 nt
Organism: Porites evermanni
Lineage: Eukaryota; Metazoa; Cnidaria; Anthozoa; Scleractinia; Poritidae
Source: the annotation of a GenBank genome assembly